Messenger RNA from Micromonas pusilla CCMP1545, 894 nucleotides. RefSeq lists its product as uncharacterized. Lineage: Eukaryota; Viridiplantae; Chlorophyta; Mamiellophyceae; Mamiellales; Mamiellaceae. The record is from RefSeq and is a predicted model, not a curated record. The transcript has a single exon. The coding region runs from base 1 to 894 and encodes 297 amino acids.
AUGGGGAAAGCCAACUCGAAGCACCGCCCCGGGGGCCCGUGCUGCGGCGAAGACCUCGCGGAUCUCGCGCGCGUGGACGCCAGCGCGGACGACGUCGACGAGAACGAGGACGAGAGAGGAGGAGGAGGAGGAGGACGAGGAGGAAGGUGGACGGUGCUUUCCGAGAGCGAAGCCGCGGGCGCGGCCGCGGCGACGGCGGCGAUCGCGCGCGCGAGCGGCGACGCCGCGCCGCCGCCGCCGCCGCCGCCGCCGUCGUCCCCGCCCGCGCCGUCGCCGUCGCCGCGGCCGCCGCCGCCGACGGACCGAGAAGAAGAAGAGAAAGAGGAAGAAGAAGCGAAGGUCGUCGUCGCGUCGCCGUCGCCGUCGCCGCCGCCGUCGCCGCGGCGCGCGGACGCGGACCCGGUCGACGUCUUCCUCGCGAUCGACGAGACUGGCGUCGUCCGCGCGACGCUGCGCGUGAAGCACCGCGCGGUGUGCCGCCUCGCGACGCGCCCGGCGUCCUCCGCCGCGACGCGCCCGCCCGCCCCGGCCGCGACGCGACGAGACGCGUCGCGUUUUUUCGUCGACGACUCGGACCUCUACCCCGGCGGGAUGCACCAGCCGGUGGAUCCCUCCAUCCCGAUGGCGAUAAAAACGCAUCAAAUCGAUACGUUAGAAGCAUCAGCACGAGCACGAGACGACGAGCGCCUGUACCCGUGCGGCAUGCACCAACCCGUCGAACCUCACCCGCCGGCGACGACGGCGGCGGGCCAAGUGAGGCGCGUUCUGUACACUGGUUCCCAUACGACCCCGUUCGCGUGGUGGACGCCGAUCCUUAAGGACUUUGCCCGGCGUGUCUCUCCGCCCACCCCUCCCUUUCAAUACCCGCCCUCGACGCCUUUCAACUCCAACUGA